AUGUGCAAAUCCAGCUCGUUUAUGGAAUGGCUUCCACCAGAACUCCUCACCAUCAUAUUUUCCUAUGUUCACGAGGACUCUAGGAGUCUCUUCAAAGAAAUUAAUGAUAGAAUCUCUGCUGAAAAGCGUCUCGAGAUGAAUCCAGAGAAGCCCGACAUCCUCAAACGGUCUGAGCUCACAGUCGCGAGAAGCAACGCGCAGCGUUACCUCGCGUCCUCGAGCUGCUUUCCUUUCGCCCCAGCCGCCGUUUUCAACAGAUGGAGGAACGUCUUGUGUUGUUCUCCGGCCUUCUGGGAACAAGUGGUCUGGUUCAUCGACUCCAACCCCACCUCAGUCGAAGAAGCCAAGGCACACCUCGCGCGGACACGUGGACUGCCCAUAGACAUAACGAUAACGCGACGCGAGGAUCUGAUCACUGCCUGGAGUGAAGCACGAGAGAGAGCUCGCGUUUGGACGUUCAUGGAUAUUCUCCUUCCGGAAGCGCACCGCUGGCGUAGCCUCCACAUCGACGUCGCCUCGAGCUCAAGUCUGCCCAUCAUCGCCACCGAGUUCACGGUCAAAGCGCCCCUCCUCCAACUGAUAUCGUUCAACUGCGAGCGAGACCGACCCCCCACAAAGGACAACAUGCACAACGGGUACCAAAGCUACCUCAAUCGGGUCGCGCUCUCGAUGGACGAGUCAUUCCCUGUGUUGACGGUUCUCGUCCUCGAUGGGCUCAAUUUCGCAUAUUGCUGCGAGGAGAGGCGGUUCUGGGUCGGACUUGAGACCAAGCUCGAGCAAUUGGCGGUCAUCAAUUACCGCCCUGGCGUCGUCCUCGACAAGGUGACGGUGGUGAAGGCUUUCGAACGGAUCUCGUCCGUGACGACGCUCCUGUCCUUAAAAUUCGUCAACGUCCGUUUCGCACCCCCAAGGCCAAUUUACCCCGACGAUCCGCCCUUCGUUCCGUUCGAUAUAGACUUCGUCGAGGACUUGGUACUCGACACCAUCGAUCCAGAGCCCUUGCUAGAAAUAUUCGAACGAUGCAUCUUCCACAGCCUUCACUUCCUGCAUAUCGCGCGAUGCCCCGACCUGCCCAUCGGGUUACUCGGAGACCUCGACCAGCAAUUACGGUUCCUCUCUUUCGACGACCUGCCGCCGACCGUCAAUCUCGAAGGCUUCGUCACAGACCUGCGGUCCAGAGCACUCUUCUUCGCCAACUGCCCAUUGGUUUCUGAUAGCUUCCUCGAAUACCUUACCCGUUACAAAGACGUCGCAACACAGCCAGGCGCCGCUACCGUUUACCCAGGCGGACGCAGGUUUGCUUGCCCUAACCUGAAUGCGCUUAUUAUGCAUCAUUGCAAAGACUUCUCUGUGGAAAGCAUGAAAAACACAAUAGAGAAACGACGCUUCUUCCUCGAUGCGGAAGGUCCGCCACUUCCAGUGAUGGUCAGACCGGAUUUACAAUUUGUCUUCAUGAAGGGCUGCAUCCAAGAUCGACUCUCCGAGGAAGACCUUGCCUGGUUCAAGAAGCAGGUUCCGGAGUUCGCUAUUGAAGCUUAG
Messenger RNA from Cyclocybe aegerita, 1539 nucleotides. The record is from the annotation of a GenBank genome assembly. Lineage: Eukaryota; Fungi; Basidiomycota; Agaricomycetes; Agaricales; Hemipholiotaceae.